This is a messenger RNA of Dunckerocampus dactyliophorus (ringed pipefish), 634 nucleotides long. RefSeq names its product mago homolog, exon junction complex subunit (gene magoh). NCBI's taxonomy places the organism in Eukaryota, Metazoa, Chordata, Actinopteri, Syngnathiformes, Syngnathidae. Gene Ontology annotation, cellular component: exon-exon junction complex; nucleus; catalytic step 2 spliceosome. Bases 87 to 530 code for a protein of 147 amino acids. The transcript is spliced from 5 exons. The record is from RefSeq and is a predicted model, not a curated record. Gene Ontology annotation, biological process: RNA splicing.
GAAUUUGUAAACUCCGCCUAGUGGCAGUCGCUAGCUUGGUUGUGUCGGCGGGCUUUAGCGGUAAAGGAACAUUUAAAAAACUGAAAAUGUCAAGUAGUGACUUCUAUUUGAGAUAUUAUGUUGGACACAAAGGAAAGUUUGGACACGAGUUCCUGGAGUUUGAGUUCAGACCUGAUGGUAAACUCAGAUAUGCAAACAACAGCAACUACAAGAAUGACGUCAUGAUCAGAAAGGAGGCAUAUGUGCACAAGAGUGUGAUGGAAGAGCUGAAGAGAAUCAUUGACGACAGCGAGAUCACAAAAGAAGACGACGCACUGUGGCCGCCUCCAGACCGAGUGGGCAGACAGGAGCUGGAGAUUGUCAUCGGGGAUGAGCACAUUUCCUUUACAACUUCCAAAAUUGGUUCUUUGAUUGACGUCAAUCAGUCCAAGGAUCCUGAGGGUCUGCGUGUGUUUUAUUACCUGGUGCAGGACCUCAAAUGUCUCGUCUUCAGUCUCAUCGGUCUACACUUCAAGAUCAAGCCAAUCUAAACUUUUAAGUGCUUUAGCUGAUGUUUUUGUUGUACCACCGCAUUUGUACAUUUGCUCGCUUGUUGAUUUUUGGUUUACAUUUUAAUUAAAGUUUGGGAAUACAA